Hyalella azteca is the source of this 5595-nucleotide messenger RNA. Its product is annotated as neuroligin-2. Gene Ontology annotation, biological process: neuron cell-cell adhesion; presynaptic membrane assembly; postsynaptic membrane assembly. Gene Ontology annotation, molecular function: neurexin family protein binding; signaling receptor activity. NCBI's taxonomy places the organism in Eukaryota, Metazoa, Arthropoda, Malacostraca, Amphipoda, Hyalellidae. The transcript is spliced from 13 exons. The record is from RefSeq and is a predicted model, not a curated record. Gene Ontology annotation, cellular component: synapse; cell surface; postsynaptic membrane.
AAUUAUAAGCCUGAAAAUGCAUUCCUGAAAAUUUUGAAAUAAAGACAAAGGAUGACAAUGUAUGAAUUCAAAAAAUCAAUUGAAAAGGGAGCAUUUGCCUGACUAAGGAAAUUCAGGCAAUGUAUCAACAAAAACGCACUAGGAGGCAGCUGAUCUUGCAGGUGGUUGUGCAGGUGUUUUUUUCAACCACCUGCACAUGCGACCAGCUGUUGAGCAGAGUGGUGACCACCAAGUAUGGCCCCAUACAAGGAGUUAUCCGCCAACACUCAUCAGCAACACUCCCCGCUGUGGAGGUGUUUUUGGGAGUACCCUACGCCAGCCCUCCUACAGGGGAAGGACGGUUUACCCCAACUAGCUCCCCAUUGCCAUGGGACGCGGUGAAGAAAUGCACAGAACUUCCCCCUGUGUGUCCCCAGCAACUCCCUCAUUUGGGGUACCCAGGAGGGUCGCUGCCACCUGAUCGAAUGCAAUAUCUCAGAUCUGCGAGUCGAAAACUUGAGCGUCAAAGCGAAGACUGCCUCUACCUCAACAUCUACGCGCCUCAUCAUGGAGGCGGAUCGUACCCCGUUAUGGUGUUCAUCCAAGGUGAAGCCUUCUGGUGGGGCUCCGGGAACUUGUACGAUGGAACCGUGCUGGCCAGCUAUGGCCGGUUGGUGGUGGUCACGCUCAACUACAGGCUGGGACCGCUAGGUGAGAGUCCUAAUUAUUGUGGUGAAGCUCGACUACAGGCUGGGACCUCUAGGUGAGAGUCUAUAAUGGUUGUCGUGAAGCUCCACUACAGGCUGGAACCGUUAUAUGAGAGUCCUAAUGGUUCUGGGGCGGCCUGCAUCACCUACCUCAUGGUGUCUCCGGUGCUGGUGCCAGGUUUGUUCCACCGGGCCAUCCUGAUGUCAGGCUCAGCUCUGAGCUCUUGGGCCGAGGUCCAAGAUGGCAUCUCCGUUACGGCUCGCCUGGCGCGAGCACUGAACUGCUCUCUACCCUCAGAUCUGAGGGAGCAACACCCAGAGACCAUCGUGUGUCUCAGGAACUUGUCCGCCCAGACGCUCGUCAACGCACCGCUCCCCAAGUACAAGUUCGCUUCACUUUUCGGCCCCAGCGUCGACGGUGUCGUUGUAACCGCUGACUACAAGAUCAGACUUGCAAGGGAACUGAAAGACAGAAACCUGUACGAUCCAGAAUAUUACAUCUACGUCUACGAUCACCACGACGCUGAUCAUCAGGUAGAUUCUGUAAUGUUACGUCUACGUCUACGCUCACCACGGUGCAUAUCAUCAGGUAGAUUCUGUAAUGUUACGUCUACGUCUACGCUCACCACGACGCUGAUCGUCAGGUACGUUCCGCAGUGUUACGUCUACGUCUACGCUCACCACGACGCUGAUCAUCAGCGCUUGGGAAGUAAAUUCGCAUCUGAGCUAGACCUUAUGUUCGGGGCACCUUUCAGCGAUGUCACCACUCCACCCACAUCAUCAAGAAGCUACCUUAACUCCCCGGGACAUUACUCCAAUUCACCGGAACCUUAUGCAGACAAACCGGGAUCUUAUGGGACAUCUCGACAACACCUUUCCAGGAGGGACAAUCCUGAAUCUGGUUUCCAAUUUGAAGACACAGUACCCAGUGUGGUUUGGGUCUCAACAAGCAACUACACCCGAAAUGAUGCUCACGUGUCUGAAAUACUCAUGAAAUUGUGGUCAACUUUUGCGAGAUCUGGAACUCCAAAUGGGCAAGAAAGCAGCCAGCCAAACUUAAGUUAUCCUGAACGUUCGCGUUUCAAAAACUUGACGUGGCAAAAAUAUGACCCUGUCUACGAGAACUACCUGGAAAUAAGUUCUCGGCCGCGCAUGCGUGACCACUACCGAGCUCACCAGGUGGCGCUCUGGAACUGGCUGCUGCCGGAGCUGCAGCUGACGUCAGACGCUCUGCAUGCCGAGGAGGCCCGAUCCUGGCACCACAGUGACGAUCCUGACUACUUCGUAGGACCUGUCAGACCCUUGGACCCAUUCAGAUUCUUAAAGGCGACUCCAGCGUCAUUUACAUCACCCCUACCGAUGCUUCCCAAUCCACGCAACGAGUUUUUGGGUCCGAACAUCAGCGCGACUCACGGCGUCGGCGUAAGCCGUGCAAACAUUUCCACAUCGGGGCAAGAUUCCGAGAGAAAUCCAUUGCUGGAUUACACGACGGCACUGACCCUAACUGUGGCAAUUGGCUUGUCCCUGCUGGUCCUCAACGUGAUGUUAUUCGCAGUGCUACUAUACCGCAGAGAACGCAGCCAAAUGGGCUCUAAAAUAACAUACGACAGCGUUAGCGUUCAACCUCUCUGCACCGUCGAUAGUGGAAUCCGAGGGGGACCAGGGACCACGCAAGGAAGCAUAACGCCACCUGGCAAAGAGGUGUUGGUGGCUACAACCUGCACCGCGGAUAUCCAAGUUACGGAACUACGGACAUUCCCUACGCCACCAGAUAUCGGGGAUCGCAACACGGAAGUGACAUCGUACACUGCAGGGCCUGGAAAGAGGAACGGGUGCAGUGCUCUCUCUACCAGUCAGUUCAUUCCGCCACCUCCCCUGCUAGCCACAUCCACAGCCUCGCAACAUGCACCCAGUGAUUCGGACAUUAAUUCUUCUUUAGGUACUUCCGUACUUAUGGGUUCACCGGGCCCCCCUUGCACUGCAGGGGGCUUGUGUUCCCUGUCCCCCGGCCAUCAAGUUACUCAGUUCCCUACCACUUCAGUAAGUUACUGCCCUCCUCCUCAGUACUGCAACGAGUUCCCCGUAAGUCAGUAUUCCCCAAAUCCCUACAACGGGAGUUCUUCAUGUCAAUUUUCAAACCCCAAUCAGUUCCCGAGCCCCACGAAUUGCGGUGGUGGGAACCUUUCCCUCCAGCGCAACAGUGGAACAUCUGCUACGCAACGUUCUGCCACCCUCAACAGAAGUGGAGGACCAAAUUCUGCUUGUCUCGUCAAUUCACGGAAGCCGAAACCCCCGCCCAGAGAUUCGUCUUCAUCUUCUGUGAACGCUGGCUCUACUUUUGCCACGUUGCCCCGACAAUCGUCUUUGGAUUCUAGCUCUCAUAUUAUAGCCUAGGCUUUUAUCAAGGGUAUAGCGUUUAAUUCCCUAUGUGAAUAUCAAAUAAUUUUUAUCUAUCUAAUGAAAACUUGAUAAAAUAAGAAUUAAGGUCUCGUGGAGCUAAUGAAAAAUCGAGUCAUUGAAAAAAUUGGACAGAAGUAAAAUUGUUUCACAUCUUUAGAGAAAUCGUGCGCAUUACCUCGUUUAGUUUCUCCAAAAAGACGAUUAAGAAUGAGUUCAAAGCGAAGAAAACACUAAUAAAAAUAUAAUACUAUUAUGUGGAACUUUUUCAGUGAAAAUUCUGGGCAUAUUAAUUACUUCGAAGCUCUAGGACGAAUCAUCCUUAUUACGUCUACAGCUCUCUUAUGAACAUCUUCUGUGCAUACCCUAACAUAAAAUUUAUACCGAUUUUUAAAUCCAUUUUUAUUAAUAGUGAAAUGAAAUAUGAUAAUUUAAUCGUGUAUAAGUUUUGUCUUUCCGCCAAAGUCAGCCACAUUUUUCUCCGCCAAUACAUUCAUUUGCGAAAUUCGGAAAGCAUUAUAGAGACAUGGGUGCGGAUAAAACAUUAAAAUGUCUAUGCGUCCAUGUAAGCUGCGUAUGAAAAAAUAUAAGCAAAUAGAUUUCAUCCCUACCAGCUGUAGGAAUUUACCGCAAAUUCAUUUUAAAUCUUCAUGCCAUAUAAAAUGUAUUUCAGUGUUACGGUAAAUUCUAUCUCUUCGCAAUAAUUGUUCUUCCUUCUUAAGAUUCUAUCCUACCUAAUUGUAAAUUAAUAGAUUUUUUGAAGCGCUGACAACUAAAUCUACCAUUUGCUGGCGAUUUUAUAUGUUCUCUCAUUACAACAUAUACCUAAUUCCAACUGGUUAGGAAUAAUUUAAAUUUAAAAUUUUUACAAAGAUAAACUCUUAUCGAAAUAACACCGAUAACCAUUUCAGCCAUAAACUUUACUUAAUUUUAUCCCUGCAUCUAAUUUCAUGCUAUUUUACAAUGCAUAUUAUUCUGAAAAUUCAAUUAAUGCUUCUAUCACGUGGCUUUUUAUGGCCAAUGGCGUACUUUAUAAGCAUAUUAUUUUAUAAUGGGGAAUUACCAUAGCUCUAAAACUAUCUCGGCAAAACAAUUCCUAAAAUAUAGAUUGAAGCUCGUAACGGAUGUCGAUUAUAAUCAUAAAUAAUGAGGUUAAACCUCAUUAAUGAAAUUAAUUAUUAUAUAAAUAUCAGGUUUGGUCUAAAUCAUACUGCUAAGCUAGUGGUAAUUAAAUUUAUUUCGAAUAAAUUUCAGUGCAGCAUUCGCUAUUACAUUUGGUUCGAAUGUUCCACAAACGUCGUUCCGUACGAGACAAUUAACGAUUAGUAGGAUUAUUCCAGAGAAAUGAAUUAAGAGAGUUUACAAGGAAAAAAUCGAUUGGAUAUUUGAUUGUUAUCAGCAAUUACUUUGCAUAUUUAUAGAUGUGCUUAUUGUAUAUAUUGUCUUUUUCUACAAAUUUAGUUACUUAAUGAAUUUUUUAAAUUGAAAACAUGAUGUAAAUUCGCAAAAUAUUAUGGUCUGGAAUGUAAUGGAAAGGGAAUAAAUGCAAUUUUUGAUUCAGGGUUGUAAAACAGCUUGAAAAUUGUAAACACGGUACCAGUUCCCCUCCCCUCCGGUACAAACUUUCAAAUUAGGCCCGUAUAUAAGAUUAUUGAAAGGUGAACCAGCUCGUAUAUGAGGGUUGUAAAAGUUUACCUCUCAUCCUACGUACAUAAUUUGUUGGUAACGACUUCGAAUAUGACUCAUCUCCUGGGAAGUUUUGUUGUUACAGUUCUAAUACAAGAGGUCCGCGAUAGAGAUAAAAAGUCUUUGAAAUUUCACAAAUGUUUCAAAAUCGGCAAGUGUUUCAGUUUAAUCGCCAUGAUGACUUACGAAAGGAUACAUUGUAACUGUAACUGUUAUCAUAACUCAUGACUGAAAUUGUAAUUGCAACUGACAAAAUGGUUGAAACAAGAGGGUAAAUUGUUAAUGGUAGAAUUAGUAUCGUACAUUUUUCAACUUAAUCUAGCAGUGAAUGAAAAACAUGCGCCAAAUAUCACAUUAAAAAAUAAUUCAAUAAUUUAAUUUUUAUAAAAAUUGCUAUCCCAUAUGUCCAACAUAGUUCAGGAACAUGGAUAGCUUACACCUUUUUUCUACUUAACAUCCACUGCAGAUAAAUUUCAACAUAAUUUUUUCAGGUGACCGGUUUAAUUAUGGAAGCUAUCAUGCUAUUAUCAAUAUAACCGGUCUCUAAAGGCGUCUAUUGAGUCUUAUUUCAGACACGCACAUCUUAUCAUCUUUGAACAGAUAUGCUUCACGAAAACUAAAAAAAACGUAAAAUGUUUACCUAUUUAAAUUAUUCAUCACUUCAUUACUUCGAAAACGCUUCUAAAUGUUUUGAUCCGGGAAGUCGGGUAUAUACACUGCAUAAAAAAAAGUUCAGAUAUGUCCAUCUAUUAGAAUUUAGAAUCGUCCGCUCUUUAAAAAUGAAGUGAAUUGUUGUGAAUUUUUACUAAUGCUAUUUAAUUCAAAG